Messenger RNA from Cetraspora pellucida, 900 nucleotides. NCBI's taxonomy places the organism in Eukaryota, Fungi, Glomeromycota, Glomeromycetes, Diversisporales, Gigasporaceae. The record is from the annotation of a GenBank genome assembly.
AUGGGCAAUCCUCAAUCGAAAAAUUCUGUUUGUUCAGCGAUAAAACCAUCCACCACUUAUCGUUAUAUUGAUGGUCGCCGAUUUCAAAAUAUCGAAAAUACAAGAUAUUUAAUGCCAGAUGAUGACGAAGAAAUUUAUCGGCUACAACGUCAACAUUUCUUAUUUCGAUAUCUUUGGGAUUCUAAUUUUUCGGCACCAAUUGAUGAUAUAUUACGAGAAGAAAAAAGUGAAGUUUUAGACGUUGGUUGCGGGCCCGGAGCAUGGCUAAUGGAAUUAGCUCAUGACUAUCCCCGCUCAAAUUUCACUGGAAUUGAUUUAGUAGCAACAUUUCCAUCUCAGAUAAAACCACCAAAUACCACAUUUAUCCAAGGAAAUGUUCUUAAUGGUUUACCAUAUCCUGAUAAUUUCUUUGAUUUUGUGCACAUGAGACUUUUGGUCAGUUCUUUUUCAGAAAGUGAAUGGGAAACUGUCAUAACUGAAUUAGUUCGAGUAACGAAACCUAACGGUUGGAUAGAAUUAUGCGAAACAGAUUUUCGAUGGUUUAAUGACGGUCCAAUGUCAAAAAAAUUAACUAUGGCUUUACGCAAAAUGAUUGAAUCAAGAGGUGCAGUUGGUAUUGUAACACCUCUAAUUCACAAUAUAUUAAAGAAUCAUCCUUCUUUAACAAAUCUUCAAGAUGAAUAUAAAGAAUUACCCUUCGGAAGCUGGGCUGGAAGGUUAGGCGAAAUUGCUAAUGAAGAAUGUUUGGUCGGAGCGUUAAGUGGACUUUCCGCUGAAUUAUCAGCAAUCAUGAAUGUUAGUCAAGAAGAAUAUAUCAAUAUUCUAAAAUCACUUGGCGAUGAAAUGACCAAUUAUAAAGCAUUCUCUCGAAAUCACAGAAUUUACGCACGUAAAUUUUGA